Messenger RNA from Pocillopora meandrina, 4351 nucleotides. The record is from the annotation of a GenBank genome assembly. Lineage: Eukaryota; Metazoa; Cnidaria; Anthozoa; Scleractinia; Pocilloporidae.
AUGACGUACCUACCCGAAACAAGUAUGGCGGUAGAUGUUGUUUUGACAAGCCACAUCCAAAACACCAUCGUAAAUGCCAUCAAAUACGAUCAUAUUCCACAGGAUCUCGCCGAACGACUAUCACAAUAUACAGAAGUUUCUCUGGAGAAACAAAAUUCCACGCAAGGGGUCUGCAAAGUUCCUAUUCCGUUUAAGUUAGUGAAGCAACUUUGGAAAUGCGUCCGAGAGAAGCAUGAUUCAGGUAAAAUAAUUCAACUCAAAUAAGCAAUAAUUCUUUAGUCAACUUACAAGCUCUUUAGAACAUGAUCUUGGGAUCUUUCAUACUCAGAGAGUUCAUAAAUUUUACUUUCUUAGCCAUCGGUAGGAAGGAACCUUUCUUUAAAAAAGAGUAUUCCUAGAAGAUUUGCAGUAUAGAAGUCGAUCGCGAAACGUCACAAUCAAUAUAAUCGAUAGCCUGACUUUUACAUCGUGAGACAAACGAUUAAAUGUUUUUUUUUUUAUCUAAGAGUAUUUCAUUUUGUUUCUUUCCAGAUUCAAGCUCAAAUAUGUAUUUACACGAGUUGCUUUGUGGAAGUGAAGUUUAUGUAGAGCCACUAAAACUACCAGAAAAGGUAGGUGAUAAAAUAAUUUAUAUUGUAAUCACUGAAAAGUCUCUUAAAUGCCCAGUUUGAAUUUAGCCAUUGACUCCCUCUUCUUUGCCUUUUCAUCAGACCGUAAAUUUUACUUUACAUGUACACAUCUAUCCAAAUUUUCUAAUGUGAAUAACGUUAGUUUUUUUUUUCAUUCAGAGUCCAGAGCUUGUAGCACGUCUUAAGAAACUAAAAGCAAAACAAGAAAAAGCGGAGUAUGAAAGAAUGGUUUCAAAUAUUGAUCAAAAGGUAGUGUAUAAUCCUGAAAUUUUCUUGCUUGAGGGAAAAGGUCGCUCCAGAAACAUAACUGUCUUUACCGCAUGAAAGAGUACAUACCAUAUUUUCUCAAAUAAGCACCUGAGUGCUUAUUCAAAAUUUUGAUUAAAAGGAGGGGCAUUUAUAGGAAAGAGUGGUGGGCUUAUUAUUCUCUUGUACUGAUUCCGCUGUAGGCAAAGCUAAAACGAGUGUUAAAUAAAGUGGUAGUAGAAACAGGUUUUACUUCUAUAUCAACCAUUUAAGAAAGUGAAGGAGGUGGGGGGUGCUUAUUUGAUAGGGGUGCUUUUUUUACAUUAUUGCUGACGGCAUGGCCACCUAUUUGGGGUAAGACCCUUAUCAGCUCAUGGGCACUUGUUCAUAGAAGUACUGUAAAUGAAAUAUGGCAGUGGUCAGGCUUUGAGAUCAAAAGGGUAACUUUGCUGUUGGCAAAUUACCUUCAACAUACUAAAAAUUUGUAUACAGAUGCUUUAACCUUGAAUUUUCCUUAGUAACCUGAUUGUUCAGCUGAUAACAUUAUUUUGAAACAAAUGAUAAUCUAACUCCAUUGUUUCCCAGCUCUUGGUAACUUGUGCAAUAAGAUAUUCUUGUGUCAAAUUAUGUUUUUUUCUUUAGGGUGACGACCAGAGUAGAUAAUAUCAUGAAACAAAUGUUUUAGUUCCUUCCCAUUUGAAGCAUAUCAGGCCCAGAUGAUUGUGACUUUUUGUCAAAAUAGUGGCCACCCCUAUCAUGUUUUAAGCACAAUUUUUGAAUGAUUGUGUUACAAGUUGGAGUCUCAAGUUGCAUUACAUGUAAAGGGUAAAUUUUUUAUGUGCAAACUUUUCCAGAGCGUCGUUUAAGGUUACUUUUUUCUGGGGCAUACUUUCCCUUUUGGUAGCUUUGAGGCCUUUGCAAUUCCAUGUACAGUUAAGGUAUCAUGGAAGGAAAAAAAAUCAUUUUCUCUUCAAUUUCCUGAAAAUUUCUUAUCUACUAAAAAAGGAAAUAAAGAUCUACUAGAUUCUGAAAAUUUCAUAUUUGUAUCUUUUUUACUUCAUGAGAUAUAAAGCUGAGAGUAAAAUGGAAGAAGCAAGAUUGAUGACACAUUAUGUCAACUUCUUGUCACCUAAUUAAUGAUAACAUAUCCAUUAUUGAUUUAUAAUGAUGCACUGUAGAGUUUUUUUGAAAUUGCUCAAUCGUUAUCAAGUCUAUACUUACUUUAGUUCAUUGAGAGAGUUAGAGAGAUUGUUCUUGUAAUUCACAUUUUAUAGGGAUAGCACAAAUAAUUUUUAUGCUACUUCAGUUAGAAUGAAAAUAGUGAUUUUCCUUCUGUAAUACUUUACGUCACUGAAAACUUACUUUCAAACAUAAUGUUAUUUUCUCUAUCUUGCGACACCUAGUAUCAGUGUCUGCAUCUUACCACUAUGGGAGUCAUUUAAGGUCAUAAACUAAUAGAAGUAAUUAAAAUAACUGUGAACUUGGUAGGGCUGAGACAUUAGGGCACAGGGGAACCAAGCAAAGGCAAAUUCCUGAUAAGAGACCACCAAGAUCUUGACUUUAUUAGCAUUUUUUUCCCAAGGGUAGCCUGAGAAUAAUUAUAUUUUACUUUGUCUGAGGCAGAGUGGUGGGAUGGUAUAAAAAUGAGUAGACUGAUCUGAAUUUAACCCUUUAACCCCUAAGAAUGACUGGCAUCUAAUUUCUCCUCACCAUAUCAUCCUUGAAUCAAAAAUUAAGGUCAGGAGAUUAAAGGAGCUGAUCACCCACUAAAUAAACUCUUGAUUGUUAGACAAAUUCUCCAUGUUGGCAUCUUAGGAAAUGUUUAGAGAACAGUAUGGAGAAUAUGCAUACUGAUAUUAGGGUGUAAAGGGUUAGAGCUGAAACUUUCAAUAUUGUAAUGUUUGCAGUUUGGGGGGUGGUUACAUAGUUUGAAACCAUAAUUCCUACAUGCCCAAUUAUGAAAUGUUGGUUUAGAACAUCAAAAGGAAUUCCUAAAAUCAAAUGUAAGAAUAGAACAUUCUUUGUACCAAAAAGUAACAUUUGUGUCUUCACAAGCCCUUUUUGGUCUGCUAAGAAAUUGUGAAUUUUUUGGAGCUUGUGUGUUCUUAACUCCGGUUUUCUUUGUUUUACUCUGUAGUGGCAUCAAACUGAUGGAAUGCAAUUUGGACAAGAAGGUGAGUGUUGACAAUUUUAUUGAAAUUAAUUACAUCAUCUAAAUGUGCAGAUGAAACUCAAGUGGAGAAAUGGGCCUUGUUGGUGAGCUACAAUUAUGGCAACUGCAGAAAAGAGGCUUAAAAAAUUUUAGCUUCAAUGUGAUUCAAACCCAUGUCUCCAAGAUACUAAUUGGGUGCCACUACAAACUGUAUUUAAGAGCCACAGGGUGAGAGUGAUACAAAUUUUGGUGGGUUCUGGUUGUCCUGUGGUGGAAUCUGAUAAAAAUUUAAUGAAAUAAUUCAUGUUGGAGAAAUAAUCCUUUCAGGUGAGCUGUAAUUUAAGCUCAGUCUUCUCUUUUGCAAUAUCACUUAAAUCUGUGAAACAUUUGGCUGAUAUCACUAUUAAUUUCCUUGUGGGUUAUUCAUAGUAAUUCAUAUCUGUGACCAAUUUGUUUUAACCAACACAUGCUAAAACUGUGAAUCAUGUUUUUCCUUUCAGUUCGCUCUGGUGGCAAACAGUUGUCUUCAAUAAUCAACUUCCUGUUGUCAAUAAUUGCAACAUUCACAUUUGGUUACAUUGCAUCACAGUACGCUUUUCCUUCCAUUGCUGCGGUAUGUAACUUUUAAAGGUGUUAUGCAACCCCCCCCCCCCGCACAGGUAAAUAGUACUUUUUGCACAUGCCGAUUGGCUAGUUUGGAAGUGAUUAGCAAGUACUAUUUACCUCUGAGUACCCAAAGGAAUAAGUCAAAAUCACACCUCAAGAGUUCAAUUUCAGACCAUUUCUUGGUUUAUCAACAGAAACAGGCUUAUUUUUUGCUUUCUGUGUUGUUGUGGUAUUUACUUAUUAUAGAAACAAUUAUUCACACAAGUGUCUGUAAAAGUGGUGGAGAUUCACAGAGCCACAAAGCCACUCAUAAAAUAUCCUCCAUGCUCAGAGAUUGGGGCUUCUAUAUGUUUUGAAAAAUUCCCUUGGCACAAGUUAAAGCUAGCCAGAGUAAGAAAUGUUUGUGAAGUUGAGAUUAACUUUGACCCAAAAUCAUGGCCUUAACCUUUGGAAAACCUCUUCAGUUGUAACUUUUGGUCAAUAACAGUCUAAAAUUAACCUAUGAACCCUUGUCAACAAACAUGGAGAAUUCAAAGGGAUUUUUAAUCUGACAGUUCAGCUAAAAGAGGGCAGUGAACUGAGUAAUCCCUGACCUGGUUGGAAUCAAAUAACUGACCAUUAUUGUUUCUUUUUGUUUCAGCGAGUGAUUAUUGGAGUUUUGCUGGCAUUCAUUGUAGCAAUUGCUGAAUUGUAUUUCAUGGCUAGAGUGGAGAUUUGA